Molecule: messenger RNA, 1005 nt
Organism: Boeremia exigua
Lineage: Eukaryota; Fungi; Ascomycota; Dothideomycetes; Pleosporales; Didymellaceae
Exons: 2
Coding region: 302-862 (186 amino acids)
Cellular component (GO): membrane
Source: RefSeq, a predicted model, not a curated record
UGUGUAUAUGGUCGGGAUGAUCUGAAUAUAGACAUGCGCGACGUAGGUACGGAAUGGUCGGAAACCAAAAGCUGAGGCGGCAGAGCUGUAAAAGGUGAAUUUAGGUUACUGCCUAGAACCCCCAAAAUCCUGAGACUUCGUUAAGUGCAGCGUCUGAGAAAUGAUUCGUCGUGGGCGUUUGCUCUUGCUUGCCUUCACUCUACAUUGCGGCGCAGUAAAGCCACGGCGCUAAGGUUGUGUCUUCUAGAUAUCUCGUUUCGCCUGCAGAGAGAGCACUACAAUUUCUUUUAACCACUGCAAAAUGUCAUUCCUGAUCACUGCACUUAUCGACUGUAUCACAGGCGUUGCGGCCGAGGACAAGCCCCGCCCAGACGAGAAGCAAGCGCUCGUGCGCAGUCUUCAUAUCCGCCCGCUCGACGAAGUCGCGAAUAAAGUCGUCAACGCCCUGCUCCGCGCUGAAAAGGCAGGCGCUGCACUCAAGGACGAACUCAAUUCUAUAGUCGGUCCGUAUGGGUGGAAAGAAUACUUGGCGGAGAGGGUGUUGGAGAUGUUGGGAAUUGCGCUGCAAGGCGCGCACGACAAACUUGGGCCGGUGAUUCGCGAUGCCUACCAACAAGCAUGGAACGUUGCAAACGAGAUUGAGGGCUUCGUCAUCCAGCAUCCGGUCAUGUGCACGAUCAUCGCGCUCGGCGUCCUCACCGUCAUCGCACCUUGGGUAAUUGAAGCGUUGGGCUUUGCGGAGCUCGGUCCUUUAGAGGGCUCCUUUGCAUCCUGGUGGCAGUCAUCUUAUGGCGGAUUGGUACCCAAGGGGUCUCUGUUUUCUUUUUUCCAGCGCUUGGGCAUGGUGUGGCUGCGGCAUUGACCGCCUCCCGGCGCUGCGUUUAGGGCUGCAAUUACACAGUACAUCGUGUGACGAUGCGCGCGGAAGGCGAAUCGGAGACACGGACAAACAUCGAGUCAAGCUGAGAAUCUGAAGCCGUGGUCAGAUAUCCUCGGAAGUUAGGA